Molecule: messenger RNA, 1708 nt
Organism: Physeter macrocephalus (sperm whale)
Lineage: Eukaryota; Metazoa; Chordata; Mammalia; Artiodactyla; Physeteridae
Gene: SHBG
Product: sex hormone binding globulin
Molecular function (GO): steroid binding
Source: RefSeq, a predicted model, not a curated record
CUCUCCCCAGACAGAGGACUCAGGACCGGCCUGCUCUGCACCUCAGCAAUGGCCCUGGACAAGAACCUGUAACCAUCAUGACCUUUAACCUCACCAAGAUCAUAAAAACCUCCUCCUCCUUUGAGUUUCGGACCUGGGAUCCAGAGGGAGUGAUUUUUUAUGGUGAUACCACCCCAGAGGAUGACUGGUUUGUGCUGGGACUUCAGGAUGGCAGGCCUGAGAUCCAGCUUUAUAAUCACUGGGCCCACCUUACAGUGGGUGCUGGACCCCGGCUGGACGAUGGGAGGUGGCACCAGAUGGAAGUGAAGAUCGAUGCGGAUUCUGUGAUGCUGGGGCUGGAUGGGGAGGAGGUGCUGCAUCUGAGACAGAUCUCUGGGCCACUGGCGAACAAACCCCAGCCCAUCACGAGGAUUGCUCUGGGGGGGCUGCUCUUUCCUGCCUCCAAACUCCAGUUGCCACUGGUCCCUGCCCUGGAUGGCUGCCUGCGCCGGGAUGACUGGCUGGACCAGCAGGCCCAGACCUCAGCAUCUGUCCCCACUAGUCUCAGAAGCUGUGCUGUAGAGUGUCAACCUGGGAUAUUCUUCCCGCCAGGGACUGGUGCAGAACUCAGUCUCCGAGACAUUCCCCGGCCUCAUGCAGAGCCCUGGGCCUUCUCCUUGGACCUGGGACUCCAGCUAGCAGCAGGCUCAGGCCACCUCCUUGCCCUUGGGACCCCAGAAAACCCUUUCUGGCUCAGCCUUCACCUCCAAGAUCAAAAAGGGGUGCUGUCAUCUGUGUCAGGGCCAGGGCUGGAUCUGCCCCUCAUCUUGGGGAUCACUCUUCAGCUGAAGCUGACUGUGUCCAGGGUGGUUUUGGGCCAGGGGACAAAGAAGGAGAUCUUUGCUCUGCCUCCCAUGGGCCCCGGCUCCCUCCUCAACCUCUGGGCCCAGACACAGGGACGUCUCUUCCUGGGGGCUUUGCCAGGAGAGGCCUCUUUUGCAUCCUUUUGCUUGGAUGGCCUUUGGGCACAAGGCCAGAGACUGGACAUGGACCAGGCCCUGAGAAGAAGCCAGGACAUCUGGACUCACAGCUGCCCCCAGAGCCCAGGCAAUGGCACUGACACUACCCUUUAAAUCCCCACCUAAGAACCUCCUUUGAAUGUCACUCAUUCAUUUAUUUAACAGAUAUUUACUGUGCAUCUGCAAUGUACCAGGCACUAUGCUGAGCAUCGGGUUGCAGUGAUGAGCAAAACUAACCCUGCUUCGGGACUUCCCUAGUGCCAGUGGUUAAGACGCCGAGCUCCCAAUGCAGGGGGCCUGGAUUCGAUGCCUGGUCGGGGAACUGAGAUCCUGCCUGCUGCACAUUGCGGCCAAGCAAAACAAAACAAAAAACUAACCCUGCUUCCUGCCCUCUCGGUGCUUGUGGUCCCCUGGGGGAGGCAGGCAUCCAUCAAAGACUAACAAGUGAGUGGAUAAUUGGAAACUCUGAUAUGCACCAUAAAGGAGCAGUCAGGGAACUGAGAAAGCUUGAAGGCCGGUGGCCUUGACCUAGGCUGGGGAUCAAGGAGGGCUUCCUGAGGAAGUGGUGACUUCUUAGGCUGAGAUCCCAGCAACAGCACCCACAGACACACACACCCCAGAUGCGAGUCACUUCCCGGGAGCCACGAGCCCACCUCCUUCCCCAGCAGCUGCUGCCUUGGGGCUUUAGCUUUGUCCCUCUGGGGCUGGUC